Molecule: messenger RNA, 750 nt
Organism: Trichomonas vaginalis G3
Lineage: Eukaryota; Parabasalia; Trichomonadida; Trichomonadidae
Product: Ankyrin repeat family
Exons: 1
Coding region: 1-750 (249 amino acids)
Source: RefSeq, a predicted model, not a curated record
AUGGAAGAACUCCACUCAAUCAUGCAAAACAUAAAGUUCAUCUCUUCAACAGAUGUUUUCUCUGUUUUAGAUUCACUUUCACAAAUCUUCAAUUUUCAAUUCAUUAAAAAUCUUAAGACUGCAAUACAAUCUAUUUCAAAUCAAUCAUCUAAAAGCGAAGAACGCAUUAAUAUAUUAAAAAACAUAAAUGUCGAACAAGUUCAUUAUACUUAUGAAUUUCAAAAACUCUAUGAUACUAUUGAUGAAGCAGCAAAAUUUGAAGACAAAACAACCCUCAAAUUCGCCAUUGAUAACAAUUAUCUAAAAAUUAAAGGAUUGGAUGAUCCUUUGAAUAUUAAUGUUUGUACUUAUGCAGCAAGCAUCCACAAUCUAUUUUUACUUAAAUCUCUUCACAACCUUGGUGCAGAACGUGAUGAUUUUUCCAGUAUUCUUACAGAAUUUUGCAGAAAUGGAAACCUUCAGGGAGUUAAAUUUGCAGUAGAGGAUUGCGGUGUAAACAUUAAUCAAAUGAAUGUAAGAGCACAACUACCGCUCUAUUAUGCAGCUAGGAGAUUAGAUUAUAAUAUUUGCAGUUAUCUUUGUUCACUUAAAAAUAUAUUGAAGGUUUGUUUUGAUCCGAAUACACAAGAGUUUGCCACAAUUUAUGAUUCUAUUCCCAAAUGGUACAAGUCAUUGAAUAUUCAAGAAUUGUUUAAGAUGACAGAUGAAGAAAAAGAGAUUGCGUCCAGACUUUUCCAUCUGAAACUUUAG